Emiliania huxleyi CCMP1516 is the source of this 1653-nucleotide messenger RNA. RefSeq lists its product as hypothetical. The record is from RefSeq and is a predicted model, not a curated record. The transcript has 11 exons. Bases 567 to 1322 code for a protein of 251 amino acids. Lineage: Eukaryota; Haptophyta; Isochrysidales; Noelaerhabdaceae.
CCGCGGAGCACAAGCGGCGCGAGGAGCGAAACAGCCGUUCCCCGCGCGUCUCUGGCUCCGGCGUGUCGGAGAGCGAGGGCGAGGGCGAGGGCGAGGGCGAGGGCGAGGGGCCGCACGCGCUGCAGGAGGCGAGCGGCAGCGCGACGUUUGCAGACCCGCUCAGCGCGCGGAUGCUGCUGCAGCAGUUUGGGUCGUGGAGUGCGGUGCCGGAGGAGGUGGGGGCGACAGUCACAGAGGUGCGUGCGGUGCGGCAGGAUGAGGCGACCCGGCGGCGGUACAAGGGGACGGCGCACUUGCCAGACGGCGCCGCGUCCCGUCUCUCGCCCGUCGCUCAUUAUUGGAGGACGUAGUCUCACAGCAGCUGGUUGAGCUCUGUUGUGCUAGGCGCCACAGUUCGGCUAGAAACCAUCGGUUAUCCAGUAUCACCAUCGUUAUUAACAGGCGCCACGCUUUGGCUCGCCCCUCACCGUGUUCACAGGUAUCAUAGUUCAUCACCAUCGUUAUUAACAGGCGCCGCGUUCCGGCUGGCCGAGCUGGACUUGUCGGAGGUCGUGUCUGCGGAGGUGAUGGCCAUCUUCGAGCCCGAGCUACGCAAGCGCGCGGAGCGGCGGCGGAGGGAGGCGGAGCAGGAGCGCCGUGCCGCCGCCGCGGCGGAGAAGGCGGAGAAGGCGGCGCGGAAGCAGCACAGCCGGUCGCGGCUGGCGCUCGAGCUUCUGCGCGCGAGCGGGCGGCCGAUUGCGCACGAGGAGGCGCCGCGCAUCGAGGUGGACGGAGUCUACGCGGCGGCGUGGCAAGCGCAGCAGGCUGCCGCCGCCGGGCCGACGUUCGCGAGCAUGUCUCGCUGGGGCUUCGCCGCGUCAGGCUCUCCCCCGUCGCGGGCCCUCGACGGCUCUCGCGGCCUCGGCUCGCCCCCCUGCUCCGGAGGCUUGCCCGGCGCCGCGCCGUCGCCGCUGCCGCAGGGCGCGUGGGCGGCCAGGUCGCCAACCUCCGCGCCAGCGGCCUCGCCGCCGCCGCUCGCCGCGCCUCUGCUCCCGCCGGCGUCGGCCGUGCGCACUGGCGGCGCCUCGCUCCUUCACCACUCGCAGCCGCGGGCGGCCUCCGCGGCAGCUUUAGCUUUGACUGUCUCGUCCGCCUCCGCCUCCGCCUCCGCUGCCGGCGGCGGCGGCGGCGACGACGACGACGACGAGGUGCCACCGGAGCUCGCCGCGUCGUGGGCCGCCGCGUCCUCGGCGGUGCCGCCGAGCGGCCGGCCGAGCAGGGGGGGCAAGGGCAAGAAGGGCGUGCUGCUCCUCUCCAACGCUGGCGGCGGACGCCGCAUCUAGGACGCCGGCCCGUGGGCGGGUGGCGGGUUGGGGUGGGUUGGGGGGGCGUUGGAUCGACGAUCCAGCUAGGGCGUCUCGCCGCCCGGUGCAAAUGUUCUGGCAGGAGACGCGGCCGUGGAGGCGCGGGGCUUCAGCGAGGCGUGGCGGAACUCCAAGAUGAGAACACACUGUGAGGCAUACGGCUUUAUCUGCCGUCUGAGUCCGCGUUUAUCGUCAGACCAGAGAGAGAGAGAGAGGCGGUCCGGGGUCUGCCAGCGAGUGCAGACUGAGAGAGAGAGAGCGUGAGCGAUGAGCGGUGUCAUUUUGUUUUCGUUGUUCCCUCAUCCCACUC